AUGUCGCACCAAUCUCGCUCGGGCGCGAAACGCCGCAAAAUCGCCGUCGGCGACGAUCCGCUGCUUCGAGCGUUUCUCAAUCAGUACGCCGGCUGCGCCGUCCCCGACCACGGAAACCCACCUCAGAUCGAUCGCGUGCGCUACGCCUCGCUCGACGCCGACGCGUUCGAGACGAAAUACGUCCUCGGUCGUCGUCCGGUGAUCCUCACGGACGCCCUGAGCGACGAGAGCGAUCUCGCGGGGGCGAACAUGUGGACAAACGCUUUUCUGCGGGACGCGUGCGGCGGCGACGCGUCGACGUCGCGCGUAGAAUCGCGCGAUGAAGGCGCGAACGAACGGUUCGGACGAGGAAAAUAUAAAUCCAUGACGUUCGAUGCGUUCAUGGAUAAGUACGAGGCGCGAGACGGGGGAUGGUAUCUCUCAGCGGGAGGGAAGGCGGAACCGUUUGCGGCGCCGGGACGGUUGUUGGCGAGCGAGACGGCGAAGUCGAGCAAAGGGAAGCUGCCGUUACGUCCGAAAGGAGUGCCUCGCUCGCUCGUGCCGGCGGAUGUGAAUUUAUGGAUGGGUAGGAAUUCGACCUCGACGUCGAGCGGUCUGCAUCACGAUUAUCACGACAAUUUGUACGUGUUGGUGCGAGGCGAGAAGACUUUCAAAGUGUUUUCUCCGCGCGACGCUGGACGCAUGUACACGACUGGGAAGAUAUGUUGGGUGCACGAGAACGGGCUCAUUAAUUACAAAGGCGCGAGCACGCUUCAGGAUGGCGAUGUGGCAUUAGCCACGGGGGAGUCCGCGUUGGAGUUUAGAUUGCGCAAGGCUCGCGGCGACGAAGAUGAAGACGAACCGGCGAUCGGCAGUAGCGACGACGAUUUCGCCGACUUUGACGGCGUCGAUGAUUACGAUGAACUCAAUCAAACUCCAGAACCUUCCGACGACGAUUCGGCCGAAGAGGAAAAACGAAAAGACGAUGAUGACGAAGAGGACCCACCGAGUUUUAGCCGGAUCGAUUACGACCGUCUCGAUGAAUUUCCUCUCUUCAAAACCGCGUCGGCGAUGGAGUUCACCGUGAAAGCUGGCGAAGCGCUGUACUUACCCACGGGAUGGUUCCACGACGUCUCGAGCCGAGAUGCAGGCGAAGGACACGUUGCAUUCAAUUAUUGGUUUCAUCCACCGCCUCUCGGUGAGGCGUGGGAAGGUCGCCGCGCGCUCUGGGAAGAAGAUUUUCAGCGCUCGGUGCUGCCAAAGUUCCAAUAG
Messenger RNA from Ostreococcus lucimarinus CCE9901, 1251 nucleotides. RefSeq lists its product with no specific name. NCBI's taxonomy places the organism in Eukaryota, Viridiplantae, Chlorophyta, Mamiellophyceae, Mamiellales, Bathycoccaceae. The record is from RefSeq and is a predicted model, not a curated record. The coding region runs from base 1 to 1251 and encodes 416 amino acids. The transcript has a single exon. Gene Ontology annotation, molecular function: 2-oxoglutarate-dependent dioxygenase activity.